UACAACCUGAAGGCGUAGAAGGCAUCUCAGAAAUAUUUUGAGUUUACAAUCAUUGGCACUUCUCGAAACCAAUAAUAAAAAUGAACGGGUUGACAGUCUUAUUGGUAGCAUCCUUCUGUAUCUCUGGUAGUUUCUGUCAAGUGAUGGUUUCCGGAACUUGGGCCCUUGAAAGCCUGCCAGCUCAGACUGUAGCCGUUCCGACCUACGCUUAUCCCAACAGUUCACCAAAUCAACAGUUUACUGUAGAUCCAUCGUCCAACUCACUACAGAACGUUGUUUACUACUUCCCGCAAGCAUCACCAUUUGCCACUGCUCAGAAUCCGUCUUCACCGUCGUCUCUCAGCUACACCCAAUAUCUUCAACCACCUUAUGGUGCUGCACCAUCGCCACAAAAAUUGAUUUUCAUACCACCCACCUCACCUGGACUCAACCGCUUUUACCCUACUUAUCCCUCCGGUGCUGCACCUCUGACUCCAUGUCAGUUGAUGAAGCAAUUCAACGAAGCCCAGAACCAAGUUGGUUAAACAUAAGAGCAACUUUCUACUCAUAACAUUAAUGUCCUGAUGUCAUAUUCAAACCCGUUUUCAACCACUAGCAGCAACAAAUACUUUACUCAAUCAAGAAAAUCACAACUCCAACCCUUCUUAGUCGAAAUCAUUAGAAGCAAUAUAAUGAUAACGGAUGACAUUGUUAUGAGAAGAAAAGUUGAAGAUACUUCUAUUGUAGAUGUAGUUUUAGGAGUAGAUGUCUUAUAAAAUACGUAUCCAUAAAAUGUAAUAAAAAUAA
Messenger RNA from Agrilus planipennis (emerald ash borer), 786 nucleotides. RefSeq lists its product as uncharacterized. NCBI's taxonomy places the organism in Eukaryota, Metazoa, Arthropoda, Insecta, Coleoptera, Buprestidae. The record is from RefSeq and is a predicted model, not a curated record. The transcript has 2 exons. Bases 81 to 524 code for a protein of 147 amino acids.